GACCGUACUGAAAGCGCAAACGUUAACACCGACUGUACCGUACGUAACUGAAUACGAUCGCACAUCGCACACAUGCACACACCCACACACACCGGAUAACGCGGCACACGAUCUUCGUGAUUUGGUUGUGUUUAUUUAUUUAUUUUUUUUUUUUGUCAUCGUUUUUUGAUUAUAUUUUACGCCACCGUAUACGCAUAGCUAACCAAAUACCUGGUUAAUGCUGGUCACGUCCGUUAUCGUAAUAAUAUAGUGUUAACGCAUCCGUUCAGUGUCUGUCGCGGUGACCGAACACUCGAACGGUGUCCGCCGCGCGGAAACCGGCCGCCUCGGAUGGAGCCGCCUCGGACGACCCCGACGGCUAGGAGACCUCGGGCUGUCGCCUUAAUUUGUCUGAUCGCAGUGUUGUUGGCUCUCAUUUCGGACGCGGUAUUUGGUCUGAAGGGCGUCCGAAUUUGGAACCCCGAAGCUAUCCGAGCAGGUGAGCUGUUACGGCUUUCUUGCGACUAUGACCUUGAAGGUGUGCCACUAUACUCGAUAAAAUGGUACUUUGGCGAUCAAGAAUUCUACAGAUUUGUACCAAAAGAGUCACCACCUACCAGGGUUUUCCCGCUAUCUGGUACCACAUCGGUUGAUAUAUCCGAGUCGGACGACCACUCAGUCACACUGACUAACCUGCCCCGAGAUAUGUCAGGUCACUAUAAAUGCGAAGUUUCCACGGACGCUCCACUUUUUCACACGCAAAUCAAAGAGUCAUACAUAACUAUAAUUGAAGAACCACAGACACCACCACUCAUGUUUGCCGGUAAGCUCAAGUACAUCAAGGACGAACCGGUAAAAAUAAAUUGCACUUCUUACUCAGCGUUCCCAGCCACCAAUCUCACGUGGUUCAUAAACGACAAAAAAGUGACGAAUUUGACGAAAUACGCCAAGACGACGGCUUGGGUUACAGCCGAAGACGACGGGCUACAAACCAGCAGAUCACGGUUGGAGCUGUCGACCCACGCCGCAUACUUUCCGGGUGGUCGGAUGACGGUCCGCUGCGAGUCCAAUCAAUUUCUGUUGUACAAAAAGUACUCGGUUAUUGAGCUGAUGGAUGACUCGCCCAGACUGGCCCAAAUGAUCAGUCCCACUACAGUGCUGAGAUCGGGUGGACCACAGGCCAGUUCAGCUGAUCGUUUCGCUACCAGAAGUGUGUUUGUAUUGGUCGCCUAUGUAGUCAAUCGAAUAGCACCAUCUCUAUUAAGAUAGCUUUGCGAUUCUUACACACAAUAGCCAAACACCCCGACAUUAUUAUUAUUACAUCAUGUUAUAACGGAAAAUAUAUUCUGUUGUCAUUGUCGUCGUAUUUAAUAAGUAUUUUACAAGAAUAACGAUUUUAUAUAUUAUGAUUGUAAUAUAUAUGAACACGGUUGAUCGUUUGCGAUGUUAUUAUGUUUGUAUCGGAGUGGACGCCUUGAUGGUCUCGUGAAUUGGACUUUAUUCUAUUCAAUCGUACCAAUCAAAAGCAUAUUAAUUAUUUGUAUAAAAUGUUUUCUUCUCUUUCACAGCGCGAUUGAACUAAAGCAAGGCCAAGCGCUGAAGCGAUAGCGAGCUUUCGCUACCCCUCAACCACCCACCCCCAUACAUUAUCGGCAAUAAAAAUAAAUACGAAAACGACAUAUUACAUUUCUUUAUACCAAAAAUAAUACGAUAUAAACAUAAUAAUACGCGAUUGCAAAAACAUUAUACUAUAUUAAGAUUUAUACAUUUAAUAUAGGA
Molecule: messenger RNA, 1758 nt
Organism: Rhopalosiphum maidis (corn leaf aphid)
Lineage: Eukaryota; Metazoa; Arthropoda; Insecta; Hemiptera; Aphididae
Exons: 6
Coding region: 331-1248 (305 amino acids)
Source: RefSeq, a predicted model, not a curated record